Scaptodrosophila lebanonensis is the source of this 1191-nucleotide messenger RNA. RefSeq names its product histone chaperone asf1 (gene asf1). Gene Ontology annotation, cellular component: nucleus. The record is from RefSeq and is a predicted model, not a curated record. Gene Ontology annotation, molecular function: histone binding. Gene Ontology annotation, biological process: DNA replication-dependent chromatin assembly. Lineage: Eukaryota; Metazoa; Arthropoda; Insecta; Diptera; Drosophilidae. Bases 241 to 903 code for a protein of 220 amino acids. The transcript is spliced from 2 exons.
GGAAUUGGCGGGAAUAAAGCCGUCAGCUGCUGUCUGUGCACAGUAAUUUAUUUGUUGAAGGAAUUUCACAAGCGUUUUUAUACGACAUCGAAAAAGUUAUUAUUAAUAAUUGCAAAAAAUAACGAUUAAAUUUUGACCAACUACUCCAGGGACGCAGCCGCUGAACAAAAAAGAAAAACGCGCCCUAGGUAAAGCGUCACAUUUGUUGGAGCACCCGCGAGUACAGUUGCCGUUGUCAGUAUGGCUAAGGUUCACAUUACCAACGUUGUCGUGCUGGACAACCCAAGCAGUUUCUUCAAUCCGUUUCAGUUUGAGCUCACGUUUGAGUGCAUUGAGGAACUGAAAGAAGAUCUCGAGUGGAAAAUGAUUUACGUGGGUUCUGCCGAGUCCGAAGAGCAUGACCAGGUGUUGGACACCAUUUAUGUGGGUCCUGUGCCAGAAGGACGCCACAUAUUUGUCUUCCAAGCCGAUCCACCUGAUUUUACAAAAAUACCCGAACAAGAUGCUGUGGGCGUGACAAUAGUGUUGCUCACUUGCUCCUAUCGUGGCCAGGAAUUUGUGCGUGUCGGCUACUAUGUAAACAACGACUACGCUGAUCAGGAAAUGCGCGAGAAUCCUCCGCCAAAGCCACUCUUCGAUAAGCUAACGCGCAACAUUCUGGCCAGCAAGCCGCGUGUAACUCGAUUUAAAAUUAAUUGGGAUGACGGUAAUACAAACGGUAAUGCAAAUGGUCACGAGAAUGGCCAUGAUGAUGAAAUGUGUUAUGCCCAUGGAGAUGGGCCUUCCACUUCGGUGAACGUGCAGCACGACGCUGCCAUGGAUGAGAACAGUCUCGCCAUGCCUAUAGAGAAUGGCGUCAGGGCUUUGAACGAAAACUCCAAUUCCCUGGCCAUGGAAUGCUGAGAUAGAAGUCUACCUAGUAUACGCUCGCAACAAACACAUAAAACACAUCAGCAUAUGACCUGGCGCCUCUCCACACACUAUGUAAUGUAUGUAAUAUGAUGGCACGACACGGAUCACAUAAGGCCUUUAACUAUAUAUCCGAACUAUCAAUAUGUUAAAGGAAAACUCAAAUUCAAAUCGUAAAACACUUAAACACACAGGAACACAAUGGUCAUCCCCGUAUGCCUUGGCGGCCUCUUUCUCUCGCCAGUAAUUAAGCUAUGUAUGUAAUUUAAAUUCGCAGUUAAA